AUAUUUUAUUUGCAAUGAAAAUCAUCUACAUCUACGCUGUAAUUUUAUGAAAAUAAUAUCGCUUAUUUGUAUAACAGGUGUUGAAAUAAAUCAGGCUACUCCACUCAGAUGUCAAAGAUGCUCUAGAAAGGGAUGUCAUCUAGUUCAAAACUGUUCAGAAACCGCAGAAUAUAGGUGUAUUGGGGUUCCAACAACGACUCAAAACACCCAAUCAAUCGAGAUUUCGAAAACAAUCAGGAACCAUUCAACCACAUCUGUAUCAAAAACCAAACCAAUUUACACAAAAAAUACGCCUUCUUCUAUUUCGAAGAAACGAACAUCUCUCAAGAAAAUAACAUUAGCGAAACCCACCCUUCAAACAAAAGUUACCAUUCAAACUGAAGCAUCGGAUGCAGAAAAAGAGCCAAAUAUCUACAUACUAAUACCCAUUAGUGUUAUUCUUCCCAUCCUUUUGAUGGUUACACUAGUGAUGAUAAUCAUUCUCAGGCGGAGAAAAUGUGGCGAAGAAGAUAUUGUCCAAAUAAAGGAGCUACAGCAGGAUGAUACAAAUCAAUAUGCACAAGUAGACAAGACAAGGAACAAGGAAAACUUUACAUUUGAACCACAGUCGAAGAACCCCGAGAAUUUAGAGGUUACGAAAGAGUUAAGACCAAACACUCUCGAUAUUGAUAAAGAGGACGGAGUCUAUGAUCAUCUUGGAGAAUCAGAAUUCAGGGGAAUAAUAAAGGAAGACACCUAUGAUCAUGCAAGCUUUGUGGUAGUUAGAGGAGAUUGUGAUUAUGAUAACACACAGAGUAUUAAAAGACAGGAAGAGGAAAGUACCUACGAUCAUUCCAUGGUAAUUCGUUCUGAUGGGUGAAAUGCUGGCCAUUAUUAUGAAUUUAACGUGUCUGAUGAAAGUUCUUGCAAAACGACAAGUGAAAAUGUCAGAACAUAACAUGUGAUAUUCUUUUGAAUAACAGUUCCACAAAUUUAAGGAAUUAAAU
This is a messenger RNA of Saccostrea echinata, 986 nucleotides long. RefSeq lists its product as uncharacterized. Bases 47 to 859 code for a protein of 270 amino acids. The transcript has 4 exons. The record is from RefSeq and is a predicted model, not a curated record. NCBI's taxonomy places the organism in Eukaryota, Metazoa, Mollusca, Bivalvia, Ostreida, Ostreidae.